Leptopilina boulardi is the source of this 628-nucleotide messenger RNA. RefSeq lists its product as uncharacterized. The transcript has 6 exons. Bases 27 to 533 code for a protein of 168 amino acids. The record is from RefSeq and is a predicted model, not a curated record. NCBI's taxonomy places the organism in Eukaryota, Metazoa, Arthropoda, Insecta, Hymenoptera, Figitidae.
CACUAGUAUACUUAUAAGCUGUCGAAAUGUCAGAGAAAAACAUUUUAUCUGUUCAGGAUGAAAGACUCAAUAUUUUACAUAAAAAAAUUCUAGAAAUGAAAAAGAAAAUUCUGUUAAUUGAGGGUCAACGAAAAUCGUGGUUCGAAGAGAGCAAUUCGAGAAGGAAGGAGAAUACUCAAAAACUUCUUGUUUUAAAAAAAGAAGUUAAGAUUCUCCAUGCAGAGCCACAGUAUUAUAAUGUAGAUGAAAACACUAAAUACAAAACUUAUUUUAAUAAUAUCAAUCCUACAGAUUCAAAAAAAGUUAUUACUAAUUAUGAGAAAGAAAAACAGGAUGAAUUAAUUCUUCGAUUAAGAAAAACCAUAGAUUACAUGAUAUGUAAUAGAGAAAAGAAAAAGAAUACUUUAUAUAAUAUGUUAAGCUCAUAUACAAAAGCAAUAAACAACAAAAAAUUAAAACACGCUUGGAAAGAAUUAGGAUUUGCUCAUAAACAGUUUUUGUGGCGCAACCAGCAACAGAAAGUAUCAAUUUAGAAAAUCAAUUGCAACGCUUAAAUAUAAUGCAAAUGGAGGCAGAUACUAUUAAUAAAAAGUACAGGAGUGUUAAAGUAAGUUUAAAUCUGGAUGCG